This is a messenger RNA of Pantherophis guttatus, 4861 nucleotides long. RefSeq lists its product as uncharacterized. The record is from RefSeq and is a predicted model, not a curated record. NCBI's taxonomy places the organism in Eukaryota, Metazoa, Chordata, Lepidosauria, Squamata, Colubridae.
CUCAUAAAGUGGCCAAGGUUGGAGAGCCCUGGUUUAGAAGAUGGGGAGAACCUGAGUGGCCUCCUUGGAAAGAUGAUCAAUUGGGUGGACUGAGGAAGCACUUGGAACAGCUGAAAGAGGACUUCCCAGGUUCAGCAAUGGAAGCUCAGCCUGGACGCAGCCGGGCGCCUGAGCCAUUCUCUUCAACACAAAAGUACAAGAAGAGACAUGCAUUGUACAACUUUGUCUUAAUCACCCUGUGAUUUCUUCAGAUCUUCUUGACUUCCUCCUGUGAAGAGGAAGCGAAGCCAGCCUUAAAGAGGAACUCUCUUGGUUCCUUCUGUCCCACCAGAGUUCCUGGUCAAGAAAAAACAGAGAGAGCAUGUGGCUGCUUUGGAUCGUGGCCCUCUUUCGUCUUGCAGCCUUCCAAGGGGUGGAACAUGAUUCCAAAGAGGGAACCAAGAGGGCUCUGCAGGAAUUUCAAGACGGGCUCACCUGGAACAAGACAGUGCUGGAAAAUGAGACAAGCACCACUUGGAGAUCAACGUGGGUGUUUAACACAACCGCUCCACCCCUGACCAUGCAAACCAGCACUGACUACAAAGCCAGGAGGCUGACGGCCCCAACCAUCAUCGUCCGUGCCGAGAACGGGACCUGCCGGGCCCUCCUGAGAUGUGCAGUGCCAGAAGAGGAAGCCGGCAACCUGAAUUUCACCUGGCUCCAGGUCAACGGCAGCGUGGUUCUCUCCACAGCCCAGACGCUGAACAUCACCCAGAAGCCUCAGCAGGGCACCCCGGAUUACGUCUGCAUUGUUCGCAGCCAAGCGGAUGAACGUUCCAGCGUGGUUUCAUUGAAGCAGCAUUGCCAGGAUCCGCCUAUCACCAGCAAAUACCUCUCGGCAUCUUUUUAUGCUAAAUAUAUCGUCCCACUUUUGAUCGUUCUUGUGAUCUUGCUGGUCCUCUUCUUAAUGUAUAGACGAAAAAGAGGGAGAGAAAUCCACAGCAGCAUGGAGUCCAUCAACGAGUCUUCAGACUCCGACAACGAGGUGGGUCCUUCGGUGGAACAGAUGGCAGAGGUCAGCUUCCUUCCCGAGGGCGUUAAACCUCUUCCUCAGAACAACACGUCCAACGCAGAAGCAGCCGUCAGCAACCAGGAAAAGGCCUCCGAUACACCGAAGCAACUUCCAACUCAAGCAUGAUUUUUGCUUCCGAUUCUGGGUCACUGCCUUCUCCCCCAUGUUAUGCAAUGUUAAGGGUGGUGGGAUGGGGGGCUGGCCACCCCAGUAAGAAGCCCUGGAAUGCCCCCCCCCACAGGGGGAGGCACCUCCUGGCUUCCAAGACUGGCAUCUUAUUUCCAACUUCCCUGGUGCCAAAACCGGCACCAAAGGAGCCAUUUUAGUCUUGCUUAGGUUCUCGGCAGUUUUAGCCAGACUCUCUAUCUGGAUAAUUUCCAAGAAUUGGAAGUGGAAAAGACCACACUUGGAAUACUAGAUCCAAUUAUUCUGGUCACCAUGAUACAAAAAAGAGGUUGAGACCCUGGAAAGAAUGCCGAGAAGAGCAACAAAGAUGAUUAGGAGGCUGGAGGUUAAACCACACAAUGAGCAAUGUCCCCAUAUUUGAGGGGCUGCCCCAGAAAGGAGAAAGGGGGGUCAAGCUAUUUUCCAAAGCACCCGAAGGCCAGACAAGGAAGAAUGAAUGGAAACUGACCAAGGGGAGAUUCAACCUAGAAAUAAGGAGAAAUUUACUGACGGUGAGAACAAUCAACCCAUGGAACAGAAGUUGCCUUCAGAAGUUGUGGGAGCUUCAUCCCUGGAGGCUUUCAAGAAGAGACUGGACUGCCAUCUGUCAGAAAUGGUGUAGGGUCUCCUGCUUGGAUGGGGGUCAGACUAGAUGACCUACAAGGUCCCGUCCAACUCUGUUAAUCUGUAAAAUCUGUAAACAAUUGAGGGAACCAGGAAUAUCUACCAUGACAAAGAGAAGGACUAGGAGUGACAUAAGACAAUCUUCCAAUAUUUGAGGGGCUAUCACAGAGAAGAGGGGGUCAACCUAUUCUCCAAAGCACCUGAAGGCAGAACAAGAAGCCAUGGAUGGAACAUUAUGAGAGAUCCAAUUUAAAAUUAAGCGAGAAAUUUCCUGAUUGAUGCAAAUUUAUCAAUGGACCGGCUUGCCUUCAGAAGUUGUGGAUGCUCCAUUACUGGUUUUCAAGAAGAGAUUGGACAGUCAUUUGUCCAGAAUGGCCUUGAGCAUGGGGUUGGACUAGAAGACCUUCAAGGUCCCUUCUGACCCUAUUAUUCUAUACCAGUGAUGGCUAACCUGCAUGUGUACGCAACCCCCCCACGACCCCUGUGAGGGGUGGGAUUCAAAAAUUUUAGCAACCUGCACCACGGCAGAGUGGGGGACAUUUUCACCCUCCCUGGGCUCCGGAGGUUUUCCUCGAGCCUCUGGGAAGACGAAAACCGCCUCCCCUGAGCUCCGGAGGCCCUCUGGAGGCUGGAAACAGGCCCGUUUCUGGACUUCCCGAGAGGCCCGUUUUUCACCCUCUCCACUUCCGGAAUGUGUGCACUGUUUCCACCUGCACUCCCCCUGCCCCCCUGCGAAUGUGCACGCGACCCCCAUGCAUGUGCACCAGGGGUGGGUUAUACUUAUCUUUACUACCGGUUUGCAAUGGGGCUGCGCAUGCGCAAUAGCAUUUUCAUGACGUCAGCGUCAGUGGGCGGAGCCUCCCACCAGUUUUACUACUGGUUCUAUAGAACCUGUGCGAACCGGGGGCAACCCACCACUGAUGUGCACGCAUCUCUUGCAUGCGUCCCAGCCCCUGCGCCUCCCAAAAAUCAGCUGGCUGGCGGGAGGCAGGGUGAACAUGAGUUGGGCGAUGGCUCAGUUGACUGUAGAGAGGGCUCUGUGGGCCAGCUGUGGCACGCCUAGGUUGCCACAGCUGGUUGCUGUAGGAUAGGUUCACCAUCACGGUCCUAUAUUGUAUGUUCCAAGUUGCAUGCACCAUAUUAUGAAGUUUCUGCUCUUUAAGUGGGAAGUGAAGUGAGUUGCCAUUCUGGGCGUCUGAGGCCUUGUUCCACUCCCCUUUGAUGUUGGGCAUUUGUGUGAAACCACUCGUAGGAGUCCUUCACCAAUUCUGAGUGAUGUAUCAUCAGUCUGUAGGUGAUACCCAGUUAUCUAGGCCUAUCAUGGUUUGAAUGGAAAUCACCGUGGAAACCCCAACUGGGUCUCUAAAGGUUGUCAUGGUCUGGAUGAGUCAGACUCAGCAAGAGAGUGGCUACAAAAUGGAAUAAAUAAUCUUGAAAUAGGAAAAAAGCAAAAUGGAGAAUGUAGUUUUGCAACCAUUAUAAAAUGAACUGCAAUAUUUCAACAUUGCAAAAAGGGGAUGGAGAGAGAAAUAGGUUUGCCCUAUCUAACCUCUGGCUUCCAGAAACUUGCAAGAGAGAUACCAUCUAUUUUAUUUAUUUAUUUAUUGGUUUGAUUUAUAUGCCGCCCUUCUCCGGAGACUCAGGGCGGCUUACAUUGCGUUAAGCAAUAGCCUUCAUACAUUUUGUAUAUAUUGUAGGGCUUUUGGCCCCCCCUAAGCGGUGUUCUUUUUAAACAAAGUCAGCUUAUUGCCCCAUCUCUUCUUUCUCUGGAGAAGCCAAAAGUUCUUACGGGAACAUCAAAACCUGAGGAGCAUCUCAUGAUAUGUCUUGUCCUGUAUUCCCACCAUUGUGACGCCUGUCUUUCAGGGGCUAAAAAUUCAGCUUGGUCAGCCUACUGUGGAAACCCCACCAGGGGGUAAAAAACAACUCCCGAAUUGCAGUGGUUCCCUUGAUUAAAGGUAAAGGUUCCCCUCGCACAUACGUGCUAGUCGUUCCUGACUCUAGGGGGCAGUGCUCAUCUGUUUCAAAGCUGAAGAGCCAGCGCUGUCCGAAGACGUCUCCGUGGUCAUGUGGCCGGCAUGACUCAAUGCUAAAGGCGCACGGAACGCUGUUACCUUCCCACCAAAGGGGGUCCCUGUUUUCUCUACUUGCAUUUUUACCUGCUUUCAAACUGCUAGGUUGGCAGAAGCUGGAAUAAGUAACAGGAGCUCACCCCAUUAUGCAGCACUAGGGAUUCAAACCGCUGAACUGCCAACCUUUCAAUCGACAAGCUCAGCAUCUUAGCCACUGAGCCACCGCAUCCCUUGAUAAGGAACAGACAAAAUCUGACUAGGAAGUUGUGGUAAUAUUGUAAUGUUGAUAAUAUUGUUCUACUAACUAGAGCAUACAAAACCUUUGCUAGACCAAUUCUUGAAUACAGCUCAUCUGUCUGGAACCCACACUACAUAUUGGGCAUUAAUACAAUUGAGCAAGUCCAAAGAUAUUUCAGGAGAAGAGUCCUCCACUCCUCUGCUUGCAACAGAAUACCUUAUGCCACCAGACUUCAAAUUUUGGUCUUAGACAAUUUAGAACUAUGCCACCUUUGGUCUGAUCUAAGCGUAGUACACUAAAUUAUCUGCUACAACAUCCUACCUAUCAAUGACUACUUCAGCUUCAACCACAACAAUACAUGAGCACACAAUAGAUACAAACUUAAGGUAAACCGCUCCAAACUCAAUUGCAGAAAAUACGACUUCAACAACAGAGUGGUCAGUGCCUGGAAUUCUCUACCUGACUCUGGUUUCUUCCCCAAACCCCCCAAAACUUUAACCUUAGAUUGUCUACUGUUGACCUCACCCCAUUCCUAAGAGAUCUGUAAGGGGCAUGCAUAAGUGCACCAGCGUGCCUACCAUCCCUGUCCUACUGUCCCCAUUUAUUCAUAUCAAUUUCCUGUAUUCAUAAUCAUGUUUAUACUUAUAUCUGUUACCUUAUACAUGCUUGACAUAUACAUAAAAAUAAAAAUAAAUAAAUGCCAAGAAAAUU